This is a messenger RNA of Durusdinium trenchii, 660 nucleotides long. The record is from the annotation of a GenBank genome assembly. NCBI's taxonomy places the organism in Eukaryota, Dinophyceae, Suessiales, Symbiodiniaceae.
AUGGACCAUGAUGGCGACGGGCAGAUUUCAGUCCCUUUGGAGCGGAUGGGGCGGAUGGGGAAGGAGCAGGUUGAGAUGGUUGAGGAAGCCGAGGAAACAAACGAUCCCUUUAAGGUCUUUAAGGUGGCAGAGGUGGAGAAGGAACUGCGAGUGCUGAAAGAGCAGGGCAUCAUGGACAAGGAUAUGAACCGACGAGAGGUGGAGCGGGUCUUCCGGGAUUGGGACACCGACAACAGCGGCGCCAUGUUGAAGGAUUUCAGCUACACCGAGUUCUUAGCUGCCACAUUCUGCAGGAAGACCUGCUUGACGGAUGCCGUCUGCCGGGAGGCCUUCAAUACAUUGGACAAGAACAAGGAUGGCCUGUUAGAUCUCAAUGAGCUCCACACCGGGCGCAUGCUGGGUCAUGUCGACAUGGAGGAACUCAAAGAAACCUUGGAGGACUUGGACCAGAACGGCGACUCCUUGCUCGACUGCAACGAGUUCAUCACGAUGCUCCGUACUACUACCAGCGCCAAGACGCCCCGCGCCAGUCGCUCCAACACCAACACCAGCUUCGGCUUGCGGUCGCGCGCCGACACACAGACGAGCCUGGGCGGCGCUUCGCCGGGCACACUGUCUGCGAAGAGCACCGGUGUGGCGGAGACUGGUGUGGCGGAGUGA